Molecule: messenger RNA, 2117 nt
Organism: Rhododendron vialii
Lineage: Eukaryota; Viridiplantae; Streptophyta; Magnoliopsida; Ericales; Ericaceae
Exons: 12
Coding region: 148-1728 (526 amino acids)
Cellular component (GO): plastid
Source: RefSeq, a predicted model, not a curated record
ACCGUCCCACCAUCGUUUUGGUACAACUACCUCCUCUGCGCUCCAGUGGAGUGGCUCCCCCUUUCAAAACGCCACAGCCCACUGGCCACUACUCUCUUCUCCCGUCGCUAACCUCUUAAACCCUUUCCAUUUGAUUCUUCGAUUCCCAUGGCGACUCACAAACUCGCCGUGAUCAUAAAAAAGCCAUCCAACGACAGCGAAUUCCUUCUCGUGAAGCAAACGCCGCCGCCGAAGUUCGGCGACGAAGAGUACGAUUCUUACGUCGAUUCCGACCUCUGGGACUUGCCUUCGACGCAAUUGGGCUCGCUAGAAGGAGAAUCGCAGACGAGAAUCGUCGUGGAAGUCAACGAAUCGUGUUUGAACAAGCUGGACUUGGCGAAAUUCGACCUCAGCUUGGCUCUCAACCAGCUUUUGCAACAAGUGGGUUUUGGGACAGCCAACAGGGUGCAGUGGAAGCUCUUGAAGUGUGUGGAGGAACCGGAAUUUGGACCAGGAUUGCCCGUUCAAACAGUUUAUAUAACUGGAAAAUUGGGACCAGAAAAUGGAGAUUUACAAGGGCUAUGUAAGUGGAUGUCCCUCCAAAGUUGCCUGAAUUGUCUUCUUGAAGUGAAACCAAGUAGUGAUCGGGUAGGAUCUUUGGUUGUUGUUGGUCUCAUAAAUGACGCAAUUCAAUCUACUCAUACAAAAAUCCCUCCGACCUUGAAUUUCCAGGAAUACCCUCCUGGUGUGAAACUAGUUCCUAUGGGAAGCAGAACAGCAAAACCUUUCCAUACUACAAAUUUGGUCAUAUUUUCACCUGAGGGUGUUUUCGAUCGCUCGACUGAGAGGAAGUUUCCUUUUUAUGGAGAUGCAUUGAUUGUGGAUCCGGGAUGCCGGUUUGAAUCCCAUGAUGAGCUCAAGGAAGUAAUUGCUGCUUUGCCCAGAAAGUUAGUGGUCUUCGUUACCCACCACCACUAUGAUCACGUUGACGGUCUUUCGGUCGUCCAGAAAAGCAAUCCUGAUGCUAUACUUUUGGCCCAUGAGAAUACCAUAGGACGCAUUCAAAAAGAUCAUUGGUCUCUUGCCCGUGCCGCAGUUUCAGGAGGUGAAGAGAUUUGCGUUGGUGGUCAGCUAUUAAAAGUUAUUUUUGCUCCGGGGCAUACAGAUGGCCACAUGGCAUUACUUCAUGUCAGUACUCACUCAUUGAUUGUAGGUGACCAUUGCGUAGGCCAAGGAAGUGCCGUUUUGGAUAUUACAUCUGGUGGAAAUAUGCAUGAGUACUUUCAAACAACUUACAAAUUUUUGGAGAUUUCUCCGCAUGUAUUAAUCCCCAUGCAUGGGAGACUCAACCUUUGGCCAAAACACAUGCUUUGUGCCUAUCUCAAAAAUCGCAGAGGUAGAGAAUCUACGAUAUUGAAGGCCAUUGAAAAUGGAGCACAGACAUUGUUCGAUAUUGUUUCAUAUACAUAUGCUAACGUUGAUCGUGGUCUCUGGAUUCCUGCUGCAUCAAAUGUGAGGCUUCAUGUGGAUCAUCUGGCCAAACAAGAUAAGUUGCCAAAGGACUUUUCUGUUUCGAAGUUCCAGACAACUUGUGGACUGCGUUUCUUCUCACAAUGGAUGUUGGCGUACCUUAGUAGCCGUUUCCAAUUGAAGAAUCCAAAGCUGAGAACUCCAGUAAUGGUUGGUGCGGUGGUAGUGGGUGGCCUAGCUGUAGCAUACUCUGUUAAAUACAAAAUUCUGUCUAAAUAAAAGCAAGAGAAGCUUCAAACUCAUCGAUGAUGAUGGAGGUAAAUAAGAAGCUAAUUAUUGCUAGCAUUGCUACCAAAUUAAGAAAUUCCCUAUCCUUCCUUUCUUUUGGGAAAUGUGAAACAGCCAGAAAGACGGUAGGGAAAAUGGCUGUAUGUUGUUAUAUCAGGAACCUGUUGUUGUAAUGUCACAUCUUGUAGUUGUGUUAAAAACUAGCAAGGAAAUACUCUGUUGAAGAUAUUAAAGAUCAAAUGAGAUGUUAACUCGCUUUCAGGCUAAUUAAUGAGUUAUGUCAUGUUUCAGUGGUACAAAAAUGUAUACUGUUGAGAUACUCAAAUUAGGAGAGUAUGUAAAGUAUUACAGACUGUCUUAUACAACCCAUGGUUCGAUCA